This is a messenger RNA of Hemiscyllium ocellatum (epaulette shark), 4796 nucleotides long. RefSeq names its product PRP6 pre-mRNA processing factor 6 homolog (S. cerevisiae) (gene prpf6). Bases 1 to 2928 code for a protein of 975 amino acids. Gene Ontology annotation, cellular component: catalytic step 2 spliceosome; U4/U6 x U5 tri-snRNP complex. The transcript is spliced from 21 exons. Gene Ontology annotation, molecular function: protein binding. NCBI's taxonomy places the organism in Eukaryota, Metazoa, Chordata, Chondrichthyes, Orectolobiformes, Hemiscylliidae. The record is from RefSeq and is a predicted model, not a curated record. Gene Ontology annotation, biological process: mRNA splicing, via spliceosome; spliceosomal tri-snRNP complex assembly.
AUGGCGGCGGCAGCGGUGACUGCAGGGUCCGUGGCGGCAUCUGGUGCUGGUGCAGCUGCUGCACCAAGUGGGGUGGGUUCGGGGGGCCCAACUCUCACCGGGACCCUCAACAAGAAGAAGAAGCCGUUCCUGGGCAUGCCAGCGCCGCUCGGUUACGUGCCGGGUUUGGGUAGAGGUGCCACUGGUUUCACAACGCGUUCUGAUAUUGGUCCUGCUCGCGAUGCCAACGACCCAGUUGAUGACCGCCAUGCUCCCCCAGGAAAAAGGACUGUUGGUGAUCAAAUGAAAAAAAAUCAGGCAGAUGAUGAUGACGAAGAUUUGAAUGACACUAACUAUGAUGAGUUUAAUGGAUAUGCUGGAAGUUUGUUCUCAAGUGGCCCAUAUGAAAAGGAUGAUGAAGAAGCUGAUGCAAUCUAUGCUGCAUUGGACAAGCGAAUGGAUGAAAGAAGGAAAGACAGAAGGGAACAGCGGGAAAAAGAAGAAAUUGAAAAGUACCGUAUGGAACGUCCAAAAAUCCAGCAACAGUUUUCCGAUCUGAAGAGAAAACUUUCAGAAGUUACAGAAGAAGAAUGGUUAAGUAUCCCUGAAGUUGGAGAUGCUCGUAACAAACGUCAACGAAAUCCUCGCUAUGAGAAACUGACACCUGUACCAGAUAGUUUCUUUGCCAAACAUUUACAAACUGGAGAACAACACACAUCUGUAGAUCCCAGACAGACGCAAUUUUCUGGUUUGACAUCACCUUAUCCUGGUGGCUUGAAUACACCAUACCCAGGUGGAAUGACACCCGGCCUUAUGACACCAGGAUCAGGAGAACUGGACAUGAGAAAGAUUGGUCAAGCCCGAAACACCUUGAUGGAUAUGAGGCUGAGCCAAGUGUCCGAUUCUGUCAGUGGACAGACUGUUGUUGACCCUAAAGGCUAUCUCACCGACUUGAACUCGAUGAUUCCAACCCACGGUGGAGAUAUUAAUGAUAUUAAAAAAGCCAGAUUGCUGCUUAAGUCGGUACGUGAGACCAAUCCUCAUCACCCUCCAGCAUGGAUUGCAUCUGCAAGACUUGAGGAAGUAACCGGAAAACUGCAGGUGGCAAGGAACCUAAUUAUGAAAGGAACAGAGAUGUGCCCAAAGAGUGAAGAUGUUUGGUUGGAAGCAGCCCGAUUGCAGCCUGGUGACACAGCUAAAGCAGUAGUAGCAAAUGCAGUCCGACACCUGCCACAGUCUGUGCGUAUAUACAUACGAGCAGCAGAAUUGGAAACUGACAUUAGAGCCAAGAAACGGGUUUUGAGAAAAGCCCUGGAGCAUGUGCCCAAUUCAGUGCGUUUAUGGAAAGCCGCAGUUGAACUUGAAGAACCUGAAGAUGCACGUAUUAUGCUCAGUAGAGCUGUUGAGUGCUGCCCAACAAGUGUUGAACUUUGGCUUGCUUUAGCAAGAUUGGAGACCUAUGAGAAUGCACGAAAAGUGCUCAACAAAGCAAGAGAAAACAUCCCAACAGAUAGGCACAUUUGGAUUACUGCAGCAAAGCUAGAAGAAGCUAAUGGGAAUACCCAGAUGGUUGAAAAAAUUAUUGACAGAGCUAUUACUUCACUAAGAGCUAAUGGAGUGGAAAUUAACAGAGAACAAUGGAUUCAGGAUGCAGAAGAGUGUGAUAGAGCAGGAAGUGUUGCCACCUGUCAGGCUAUUAUUCGUGCAGUUAUUGGAAUCGGUGUUGAAGAAGAAGAUCGAAAGCAUGCAUGGAUGGAGGAUGCAGAAAGUUGUAUUUCCCAUGGAGCACUUGAAUGUUCAAGAGCAAUUUAUGCACAUGCCCUCCAGGUUUUCCCAAGCAAAAAAAGUGUGUGGUUGAGAGCUGCGUACUUUGAAAAAAAUUAUGGCACCAGAGAAUCUUUGGAAGCCCUUUUGCAAAGAGCUGUGGCUCACUGCCCAAAAGCGGAAGUUCUUUGGCUAAUGGGAGCUAAGUCUAAAUGGUUAGCUGGAGAUGUGCCUGCAGCUAGAAGUAUUCUUGCACUUGCGUUUCAGGCUAACCCAAACAGUGAAGAAAUUUGGUUGGCUGCAGUUAAGCUGGAGUCUGAGAACAAUGAAUAUGAAAGAGCACGAAGACUGCUAGCUAAAGCUAGAAGCAGUGCUCCCACUGCAAGAGUAUUCAUGAAAUCUGUGAAAUUGGAAUGGGUGUUGGGAGACAUUCCUCGAGCUCGAGAGUUGUGUGAUGAAGCAUUAAAACAUUAUGAAGACUUCCCAAAACUGUGGAUGAUGAAGGGUCAGAUUGAAGACCAAGUCGAAAAUACAGAGAAAGCCCGUGAAUCUUACAAUCAGGGGUUAAAGAAAUGUCCACAUUCCAGUCCACUGUGGUUGCUUCUAUCCAGACUUGAAGAGAAAGCUGGUAAUCUUACAAGGGCAAGGGCUAUCUUAGAAAAGGCAAGGCUGAAAAAUCCACAAAAUCCGGAAUUAUGGUUGGAAUCUGUAAGAUUAGAGUACAGGGCUGGUUUGAAAAAUAUUUCAAAUACUUUAAUGGCAAAGGCGCUACAAGAAUGCUCCAAUUCUGGUAUUCUUUGGGCUGAAGCUGUUUUCCUGGAAGCAAGACCACAAAGAAAGACCAAAAGUGUAGAUGCUCUGAAGAAAUGUGAGCAUGAUCCUCAUGUCCUCCUUGCAGUUGCAAAACUGUUCUGGAGUGAACGUAAAAUAACCAAGGCUAGAGAGUGGUUCCACAGAACUGUCAAAAUUGAUCCUGAUCUUGGAGAUGCUUGGGCUCUGUUCUACAAAUUUGAGCUACAGCAUGGCACUGAGGAACAGCAUGAGGAUGUGAAAAGGCGUUGUGAAAAUGCAGAGCCAAGACAUGGAGAAUUAUGGUGUGAAGUGUCAAAAGACAUUAAGAACUGGCAAAGAAAAAUUGGAGAGAUUCUUAUGCUUGUAGCUGCUCAAAUAAGAAAUACGUUUUGAAAUUUUGUUUGAAGAUAUUGUAUCUAAAGAUUUGCUUUUUUUUAUUAGAAUAGCUUAAUCUUUCAUUGCAGAAAUCUGUUAUCUCCUCUGUCUUCCUUUCCCCAUGUAAUUUUGUUACAUGUAAUUUAUGCAACUUCUAAAAUUUUCUGCUGGGAAACUAUUUGUUAUUGUGUACAAUACUAUUUUAAAAUAAAUAGUGUCUUCAUAGUUUUAAGCAGUGGAUAAUAUAUUUUUAAAAACUGAAGAUGUUGGAUGUAGUAUAGUAACUGUUAACUGCUGGAGGGUGGAAAAAUUAAAUAAAUAGAUUCUGUGGGUACAGGAAACUUGCAUAAAUGGCUGGAGAAAAAUUGCAUGUGAAAUACGAUUUUGUUGUUCAAGUAAGUUGUUUUAGUUACCAUGUUAAAUCUACAAGAACUAUUAAGUCUGUUCAGUCUGAAUACUUUUUAAUACAGUUCAAAUUCAAAAUAGUGUUCUGAGUUAUGGGCUUUGUCUCAAUUAUGCUAUCCUGAAUGAGUAAAAUUGUUUUGAAUUUAAGGAUAGCAUUGUAUGUUCCUGUUAUAAUUUCCAUAUGCAAUUACGUUCCUAAAAUCAUACAGUAGAUAGUUUUGUCAGUGUGUGGUUGUAGAACCAUCUGGAAUGAAGACUGAAUCAAAUGGCCCACUUGCAAUACUGAAUGCUAUUUCCAUACGUAGGCACUGCACGCACAUUUGCUCUAAAAUUAGCAAAUUGGAGUAAUAAUUUGAAAGUUACGCAACAAUGCCAUUUGUUUGCUAUGAAAACCGCUAUGUGUAGGACUGGCAGAAAUUUUAAAAAGCCAGCUUUAGAAUGAGUUGCUUCUUUUGCUCAAAUGAAGGCUUAACAGUCUCCGGUUCCUCCCGCAGUCCAAAGAUGUGCAAUAUGUUCUACGUUAGGUGGAUUGGCCAUAUAAAAUUACCCCAUGGUGUCCAAGGAUGUGUAGGCUAGGCAGAUUAGCCAGGGUUAAUGCAGGGAUGGAGUAGGGAACUGGGUCUGAAUGGACUCUGGGCCUGCUUUCUGCACUGUAGGGAUUCCAUGAUUCUAUAAUGGAAGUGAAGGAAACAACAGUUUAACGGUAGGCAAGGCACACCAAUCUAAAAAGUAUUUGGGCUAAACAAUUAAAUCCAUUAUUUCCUUCAAAGAUCAAUCACCAGGGGGAAAGAAAAAUGUCAAACCUGAAGUAUGAAGUUAAAAAUCACACAACACCAGGUUAUAGUCCAACAGGUUUAACUGGAAGCACACUAGUUUUCGGAACAUCGCUCCUUCAUCAGGUGGUAGUGGAGGGCUCAAUCCUAUCACAGAAUUUAUAGUAAAAAUUUACAGUGUGAUGUAACUGAAAUUAUACAUUGAAAAAUUGAUAAGUCUUCAAUCUGUUUGAAUACCAUGAUAGUUUCACUUCUUUCAUGUGUAAAUCACAAAACCUUUUAUAAAAGUUGCAUUCUCAGGUUAGCUGUUAACAAUGGGUGAUAGCUAGACAAUAUGUUGAAGGUGUUAGCCCCCUGUGUUCUCGGUCUAUGCCAUGAUGUUUAGAUUGAUUCUAUUCUAAAAAGUGAGAUAUCAGAGUUUUACAUGAAUGCAUGCAGUUUUUAAGCAAAGUAAAUGUAACCCUGAAAGUACAAAUUCACCCACAAAAUGUGUGCGCAUGUGGGUCUUUGUCUGUCAGGGUACGAUGCCUAACUCAUCGACCUCCAGUUCCGACGUGCCACAGCAAGGAACCGUAAUGACCUCCUCAGGAGGCAGGUAUGAGCUGCAACUGACGGUACCAACACCGGCAUCUCCAAAUACUGAAGGAUGAAAGUCACGUGUGUACGUUUUGUUACCACUUUCUGUAAAUAUAUUAAAUUGUGCUAGAU